This is a messenger RNA of Meloidogyne enterolobii, 168 nucleotides long. Lineage: Eukaryota; Metazoa; Nematoda; Chromadorea; Rhabditida; Meloidogynidae. The record is from the annotation of a GenBank genome assembly.
AUGUUAACGGAUGAAGAAAGAAAUGCUUUUUUUAAUGCAAUUAGAGAUAUGAAAAUAAGAGGAGAUUAUGAUUAUAUAGCUUUAAUACAUAGAUUAGCCUUUGUAAACGGAGGAGCUCACAAUGGACCUGCUUUUUUCCUUUGGCAUAGGGAAUAUCUUAAAAGGUGA